AUGCCUGAGUCAGCAGUUUUGUUCAAAACGCAAGGUUCUCAAGACCAAGAGGUCGUUGUAACAACGGGUCUCGAGAUAUUUUCGAUGCUAAAGUUCUUCAAAAGAAAGAUCACACUCAUUCUUACAUUUAUUUUUGCCUGUAUUUCGGGAAUAUGUCCUCUAAUCAUGGUAAAGCUUAUUGGUGGUAUUACGACAGACCUAUCUUUAGGUGAAUCCCAGGAAGAAGGAGAUUUUAUGAAAAGUAUUAUAAAAAACAUCAUUAGGAUGGCAAUUGCAGAUGCAGUUAUGCUUGUUACUAACCUCAUAUCUCAAUGCCUAAAGUCAUUUUGCACUCCACAAUUUUCCCAUGAUCUUAGGUCUGAAAUCUACGGGAACCUAAUCGUAAAACCGAUAGAUUAUUUCGAUAAUGCUCAGACUGGUACACUUAUCGCCAGACUUUCAGAAGAUGUCACGUUGAUCAAAGAGACCUACUGCGAUAAGGCGAUAGAAGCCUCAAAGAACUGCGCCUUUGCUCUUACAGGAGUAAUUAUCGCCUUUACGACAUCUUGGCUUGUAUCACUCAUUUGGGUUGCAACACUCCCUCUUAUUAUUACCAUUUUCAUGCUCACCGAGAAAUGUGUUGGUCAUAUGUGGCACAAAUACAAUGACAAAUCAACUUAUGCUAUGGCCAAAGCAGAAGAAGUCAUUACACAGUUCAGAACAGUGAAGUCAUUCGACAAUGAACUCAAUGAGUACGAGAAAUAUGCCGAGAGCCUUGAUGGUGUUGAUAGAGUCUAUACGAAAUCUGCCUCCAUUCAAGGUUUCAAAUACGGAAUUCUGACAUUCAUUGAAAACGGUCUCAUCAUAAUGCUGUUCUACAUCAUGUGUUACUUCAUUAUCAAGAAACCAAAGUAUGGCUUACAGCCAGGAGACUGCAUUACACUCAUUAUAUCAGUUCUAAUAGCGGCAAUGGGAUUUGCGGCAAUGUUUUCAUCUUCAGACGACUUCAGGAGAGCAAACAUUUCAUCACGAAAAGUACUCUCUAUUAUAAAUACUGACAACAAAGAAAAAGAAGUUCAAUCUAAACCUGAAAUCAAAUGUGUUACCGGUAGAGUUGAUUACUUCAAUGUAUCAUUCAAGUAUAAAGGAAGAGAAGAAUAUGCUCUUAAUAACUUCAGCAUGACUGUUGAAACUGGACAAACAGUGGCAAUUGUUGGAGAGAGUGGAAGUGGAAAAUCAACAGUUCUCCAUCUUUUGCAGAGAUUUUAUGAUGGCUAUGAAGGAGAAAUCACAAUUGAUGGUCACAAUGUAAAGGAUUUCAGUGACAAAAGCAUUCGUUCUAAUAUUGCAUCCGUUCCUCAAACUCCUGUGAUCUUCUCAAUGCCCAUUGAAGAUAACAUUAAGUAUUCGCAUCCAAAUGCUUCCCAUGAUGAAGUUGUUUCAGCUGCUAAUAGUGGAAAUGCACAUGACUUCAUAAACAAUAUGUCUCAAUCAUACAACUCUGAGGUAACACAGAACUCCUUAUCAGGAGGCCAGAAGCAGAGAAUUUGCAUUUCACGAGCAAUUGUUGCAAACACUCCAAUCAUUAUUCUUGACAAAGCAACGGCAUCACUUGACACAGAAUCUGAAAGUCUUGUCCAAAAAUCAAUUGAGAAUUUUCACGGGCAGAAGACUGUCAUAGUUGUGGCCCACAGGUUGUCAACAGUCAAAUCAGCUGAUAUCAUUUAUGUUAUGAAAGAAGGUUGUGUUGUUGAAAAAGGUAAUCACGAACAACUUCUUUCAUUAAAUGGAGUCUACUCUGAUUUAGUUAAAUAUCAACUUCAGUAA
Trichomonas vaginalis G3 is the source of this 1806-nucleotide messenger RNA. Its product is annotated as ATPase activity, coupled to transmembrane movement of substances. The record is from RefSeq and is a predicted model, not a curated record. The transcript has a single exon. Lineage: Eukaryota; Parabasalia; Trichomonadida; Trichomonadidae. The coding region runs from base 1 to 1806 and encodes 601 amino acids. Gene Ontology annotation, biological process: transmembrane transport. Gene Ontology annotation, molecular function: ATP hydrolysis activity; ATP binding; ABC-type transporter activity. Gene Ontology annotation, cellular component: membrane.